AUGUAUAAAUUAAGGAGUCUACAAGACAAUCCGAAGGAUGAUGGAACAAUUAACUUAAAUCUGUCAGAUACGGAACAGAUAUGGAAAAAUUUUGAUCUACAAAGAACGGGAGUUAUAGAUGAGAUAGGUGAAAACAGAAAUGGACCAAAUGUUUGUCUAACAGAUAAAGGGAACACUAGCCUCGAAAACAUCGCCAAUAAUUUGUGCAAAAGUCUAUCAGAGACCGACAUAUUGCCUGUAGUCAUAAAUAAAUCCAAAUCGAGUUGGAUUUUGAAAAUCGACAAACCAAAAGAGCUCAAUGGAUCGAAGUGUGAAAAGUAUAUGAAAGCAUGCAUCAACAUAUGUUGGGAAUUGGUAAAUGGUCAGACACAGGCGGAAUUUGUCUGGAGAGUAAGUGGCCAUGAGGAAUCAUUUAAGUGUUUGACAACCUCUUGCAUAAAGCAAGACAAUUGUAAACAAAGAGUGUGUAGACCAGCAGUUUAUAGGGAGGGUAAAAUGAUAAGUAAAGGGAAAUAUACUUGUAUAUUAUGCACUCCUGGUAAUUAUAAUAGCUCAGAGCAAAAUGAGUCAACACAAAGCGAAAAAGAACAAAAUAGAAAAAGUGCCUCCAUGAAUACCACUGCAGGGAGUGAUGCUGGAAAGAAGAGGAAAAGCACCUCGUCCACAGCAGCCGCAGCUACAGGUCCAGAUAGGAAGAGCCUAAAUUUCUAAAGACCCGACCAGGAAUUUCACGUAUCACAUCAUAUCCAUUGUAACAAACUAAUUAAACAGUCAGAUAAUGUCUAAUGAUCAAAUAUUUAAAUUAAAUAAAUAUUAUCAAUUGAUUGUAUUUUGUAUUUUGAUUUAAUGUGUCAAUGUCGGUUUAAGUAAUCGAUAUUUUGUUAAAAAAAAAUGAAGACGUUAAAUUGUUUUUUGCUUAUUAUUAUUUGUAAAAUUCAUGACUUACAUUAAAAUGAUUUUUUUGUCAAUGUCAGUUUAAAUGAUCGAUAUGUUGUAAAAAACAAGAAGACUUAAAUAAUUUGUGUAAUAUAAGUAUAGUAUCU
Molecule: messenger RNA, 1043 nt
Organism: Magallana angulata
Lineage: Eukaryota; Metazoa; Mollusca; Bivalvia; Ostreida; Ostreidae
Exons: 3
Coding region: 1-711 (236 amino acids)
Source: RefSeq, a predicted model, not a curated record